Brassica oleracea var. oleracea is the source of this 1824-nucleotide messenger RNA. RefSeq lists its product as uncharacterized. The coding region runs from base 1 to 1824 and encodes 607 amino acids. The record is from RefSeq and is a predicted model, not a curated record. NCBI's taxonomy places the organism in Eukaryota, Viridiplantae, Streptophyta, Magnoliopsida, Brassicales, Brassicaceae. The transcript has 3 exons.
AUGGUCGAGGUAUCAAGCAAAGAUGGCUUGCACACAGUGGAGAUUCCCGAUGACGUUCUUACAACCUCGACCCCGCUAUGGGAGGACUUUGCAGUUAGCAAGUUCUUAGACGUAUCUCCCCAUGUUGCGAAAGUCCAUAUGGUCUUGAACAAGAUUUGGAAGUACGGUGAUACGUCUACAAAGGUGGAUGUGAUUGAGGUUAAUGCUACAACGAUGCGGUUCAAGGUGUCGAAUCCAAAAGCUAGGGAAAAGAUUCUGAGAAGAGGAAUGUGGAACAUAGCUGGAGUGCCGAUGGUAGUAACAAAGUGGUCACCGAGGUCUGAAGAGGAGAAGCAGGAGGAAGAGGCGAUUCCUAUGUGGGUUCACCUACAUAGAGUUCCACUUCACAUGUUCUCUUGGGAGGGUCUAAGUUUCAUUACAAGUGCAGUGGGAUUCCCCGUUAAACUGCACCCAGGGACUAUAGCGUGCACCAAUUUUGAAGAGGCAAAGCUGUUUGCAAAGGUAGAUGUCUCAAAGCCACUACCCAAAGAGAUUAACUUCUCAAGAAAUGGGAAGGAGUUCAAGGUAGAAUUUCAGUUUCCAUGGCUUCCGAUGAGAUGUAAGAAGUGUGAUAAAUGGGGGCAUGACACAGAGGCCUGUAAGAAUAAAGGGAAAGAUGUAAGUCCUCCCAUUGAAGUUGCAGGAGGAGAGGAAGUAAAGGCACUGAGAAUAGAGGAAAAUUGGGAACUCAAUAAAAAAGAGAACACGGUACAUGAGAGUCUGGAAAAAGCAGAUGAGGAAAGGAAUAUUGCAGAGGUGGAGACACAAGAGGAAGUAGAGAUGGUGAGAAGUAAAGGUAAUGAAAGUAACGAGGAUUCAAACUGGGCUCGGGUAUCUCCAACAAAGAUAGGUAGAUCGUUGGUCGGCUCACCACUAUCCAACCAGAAUGAUGAAAUCUGUAUAUCAGCAUCUAAGUUUGAGGUCCUUAGUGUUGAUGAGGAUGAAGAGGAGGGUGAAAUAAUGGAUGGAGAGGCUCAAAUAACUUAUGGUAGUAGCGUAAGGGAGGUUGUAGAGAAAGAACUCACAGUUACGCUCCUGGCAAGAGAGGGUACAGAUGAGAAGGAAGGAUUAAAGCAAAUGCAGACUAAAGUGAAGGAGGUAAAGGAGAAGAAGGCUAAGUCACAGGAGAUAAAUCAUGUGGCAAUGAGCACAAGAUUCAACAAACCUAUGAAGCAUUCCGUGGUAAAAAAAUGGGUAAAUAAUAAGGAGAUGAAGUUUGGAUGCAUUUUGGAAACAAGAGUUAAGGAGAAGAAGGCAAAAAGGAUUUUAAAAACAGAGUUCAGCGAAUGGUCAUCGACGACUAACUAUGAGUAUAACAAAGGAGGUAGGAUUUGGAUGAUUUGGAGAGACAUGGUGCGCAUGACUCCCGUUUAUAAAACGGAUCAGCUCAUCACGUGCUCUGUUGCAUUGCAAGAUGAAGAAGAGUUCUUUUGCUCAUUUAUAUACGCAAGCAAUCAGGUGGAGGAAAGGCAGGUGCUAUGGGAGGACUUAUGUCACCACUAUUACUCCCCAAUGUUUCAAAGGAAAGUGUGGAUCAUCAUGGGUGAUUUCAACGAGAUAUUUGAUAGCGGGGAGUAUUCAGGAGUUGAAAACUUGACGAGGUUACCUAGAGGAAUGAGGGACUUUCAGAGGAUGGUUCUUCACUGCCAUCUCUCAGACAUGAGAUAUCAGGGACCACUGCUCACAUGGUGCAAUAAGAGGGAGGAAGGGCUUGUGUGCAAGAAGUUGGAUAGGGUGCUUGAGGAGGAUAUAGUAGUCUCUAAUAAGAAGAAGAGUUGUAAAUGA